Messenger RNA from Porites lobata, 2329 nucleotides. The record is from the annotation of a GenBank genome assembly. Lineage: Eukaryota; Metazoa; Cnidaria; Anthozoa; Scleractinia; Poritidae.
AUGGCUACAGGUACAACACCAUCUGCUGCAGAUGAAGAGUUACGUACAACAAACGAAAAGGCUAAUUUUCAGCGGCUGACACGGCUUCUGAUGUGUGGAGGACUCGCACUUUUAAGGGAGGUGUUUGACGCCAUCCAUCCACCAGCUAAUCUUCCAGCUGUGCUUGGUAACCCUGCCGUAAAGAAGCAGCUUCAAACUCUUAGAAGAAACAGAGUCCUUACGUACCCCGAGUGGGAGUGCCUUUACAACCCAUCGUCAGGAGCUUAUGGAAUGGCGACUGAUUUUGAUAUCAGUUUACUUUGUAAAUUGCUUCGAGAAAUAUGCAACCUCCCCUCACCCAUUACUGGAUGGGACACUUUACCUUCCAGCACUAAUCACAGUCUUGAAGCAGACUUGGUUAGAAUCAGGAUUUAUCGUAACGAAAUUUAUGGUCACAACCACAGUAUGGAGAUAACAGAUGCUGAUUUUAAGAAGCUUUGGGAGAAAAUCAGUGAGGCACUAUUGAGAAUUGCUGGCGGCGUAAGUAGUGCAAAGAGGGAUGAGUGGAAGAAGUCCAUCGAAAGCUUUUUCCAUGACCCACUAUCACCAGAUGCAGAAGAAAAUGUCAUACAACUUCGGUUAUGGUACAGAAAAGAAAUAGAGACUAAAGACAAAGUAGAAGAGCUGGCGGAAGAGGUGAAGCAGAUAAAAAUUAAACAAGAGCAAAUGCACAUGGACAUACUCAUCCUUGUUGACUCUUUUAGAUGUAAAGCAAGCGGUACUUCUGUCCCUCCAUUGCCCAUUGCAGUCCGACAAGUGCAAGUUGCCCGAUUGCAAUCUAAACUAAGUGAAGAGACACGAACACCAAUACCCCAAGAGAAGCCAUCAAUAGAAGACACUCCAACGGGUCUAUCCUCUCCAUCCGCAAGCACGGAACUUCAAGGAAGUCAGCAGAAUCGUCCAAUAGUUCUUGACUUCUGGUAUGUUGUUUAUUCAUUCAAGAAACCGCUAGACGUAUUGCUUGAAUAUCUGAAAUUAAAGCUUGGAGUUGACGUUCAGGGCUACCGACUAGGCAGCUUGAUCGUAACAGUUUCCUGCAGUUCAUUAGAGGUACUCGAGGCAUUGUGGAAGGAUUACCGCACAGGGCAUCUUAAUGAAGUGGUUCAAGUUACGCUUGUAAGAGAAGAGGUUCUGAAACAGCUUGACCUCAGAGAGGCGACACUGAGAACCAUUAUUUCAGAGGAAGAUUACUUAUCAUACAAAAAUUUUUUGAAGUACAGAUCAGGUAAGCCACACGUUAAUAAUUUUCAAAGAAAAAAAUUGCUACUAAUGAAGUUUGUGGGUUGGGCAGUUUUGGAGCCCGUGCGCGCUGAGCUGUUAAACCAAGCAGACAAUCAAAAAUAUGAAGAACAGGAACAAAAGGAGAAAAAAAAAACAAAUCGGCAAUGAUUUUUAUUUAUUUAUACAUAGUUAUUAGGGGAGACUGGUUAUGAAAAGCGGCAAACAUCAAUGAUAAAAACAACAGUGCUGCAGUUUAUUUUCAAAGCACCGUGAAAGUGCACAAUCCUUUGUUUUCUGUUGGCAAAUUGUUACGGAAUAAAUUAAUGCAACGUUUUUAUUGGUCAAUACAAUCAAAACGAUAGGAAUUCUUUUGAACGUUGUGCACUUUCAGGUCCACAAAAACAUAUAACAAAGGAGUCUGACGGGUUUCAUAACCAUUCCACUCAAUUAACUAUGAUUUAUAUCACUAGAUUUUCAUAGCAUUUAUUAACUAUAGUAGUAUUAAGUCCUGACGGAGGGAAUUCGGAGAAUACAAGACCGGUAUAGCGGUAAAAAAAAUCGCAAUAAGCGUAACUAACACAAGCUUUCAGCUCAACAUCAAAACAACGUAUAUUCAGCUUUUGCAGAUAAAUACAUGUGAUCAUGCAUUAAUUGUUUAAAGUACAAGUUGGCAGGCAAGAUUUUGCAAAGAAAAUUUCUCGAUCCAAGUCUCUUAUUUGCAAAGACUUUAUUUAUUCUCCUUGGACGCAAUGAUCCACUGCCGGGUACUCUUUUAUUCUUACUACCAAGAGAUGUAAAUGAGGUCACGGCUUUUAAAGGUCUAUAAUUUGUAGUGUGUUGUAAGGUGAAACAUUCAGUGUUCCGCUCGUUUUGUAGAGCAUUCAAAACACAAAAUACGCUAUAAACUGGCACGUACGGUAGAUGUGUUGAUGGGUUUCAAUUUGGUUGCCAGGAAAGUCUCUAAACCGUCUCAUUAUUUUUAGGUAAAACAAAAAAGAGGGCGCCCCAAGACCCAACCAUUUCCAAGCCUAAGCCUGCUGCUGGUAAGGUAUUAUUAUGUCAAGGCUAG